CAUUUAUGAAAUCAUUUGUAGCUUUCUUUGAUCAAUCAUUAGGGUUUCAUUUGUUUAACUUUUAUGUUUAAAUUGUCUUGCUUCUUCUAUUUCAGAUAAAACAAGGAGUAUGAAUGAUUCUCUGCACGAGAAAAAUGAUUAUGGGUUUAUUCAAAAGGGUUGGUGGACAGACCUUCUUCACCAAAAUAUUUAUAAGGAACUUGAUUACAGCGGCAAAAUGGUUUUGCUGCUUGACAUCAUAACCAUGUGUUCAGAUGUGGGUGACAAGGCACUGGUUUUUAGUCAGAGCAUUCCAACUUUAGAUCUGAUAGAACUAUAUCUUUCACGAUUACCGAGACGUGGAAAAAAGGGGAAGUUAUGGAAAAAGGGGAAAGACUGGUAUAGACUGAAUGGAAAAACAGAAAGUUCCGAAAGACAAAAGUUGGUUGAGAGGUUUAAUGAGCCGACGAACAAAAGAGUCAAGUGUACUUUGAUCUCUACGAGAGCUGGCUGUCUUGGGAUUAAUCUAUAUGCUGCAAACCGUGUAAUUAUUGUUGAUGGUUCUUGGAAUCCUACAUAUGAUCUUCAAGCUAUAUUCCGGGCCUGGAGGUAUGGCCAGAGAAAGCUGUUGUUUGCUUAUCGAUUGAUGGCACGUGGGACUAUGGAAGAAAAAAUUUAUAAGAUUCAGGUGACAAAAGGUCUUGCUGCAAGGGUGGUCGAUAGACAACAAUUACAUAGGACUAUAUCUAAGGAGGAGAUGUUACAUCUGUUUGAAUUUGGUGAGGAAGAGAAUUUCGAUACUUUGAUGGAACUUAGUGAAGAGAAUGGAAACCAGAAUAUGCCUAAUCAAGGUGGAAAGUCACUGAACCAGAAGAUCUCGCUCUCUCAUGGAAGCUGUUCCUCUGACAAAGUAAUGGAAAGUUUACUUGUCAAACAUCAUCCAAGGUGGAUUGCCAAUUUCCAUGAACAUGAGACCCUUUUGCAAGAGAAUGAAGAUGAAAAGCUCUCGAAAGAAGAGCAAGAUAUGGCUUGGGAAGUCUAUCGAAAAACCUUAGAAUGGGAAGAGGUGCAGCGAGUAUCCCUUGAUGAAUCUGCAGCAGCUGCAGAUCGCAGGCCUGUUGUUCCCAAUGUGCCCCCUCCUAAACCAGAGCCCGUGAAGAAUCACCUAACAAAACCCCAGGGCAUUUUCAGGAGUCGGAUUGUGCAACGGAAAUGUACUAAUCUUGCCCACAUGCUCACUCUCAAAAGCUAGGGCACAAAAUUCGGUUGUAGUACUGUAUGCGGUGAGUGCGCCCGGGAGAUAAGCUGGGAGAAUGUAAAUAGGGACAACAAAAUAUCAAGGUAGCAAAGAGAGAAUGAUCAACUUAUUCUCCAUAAUAUCGAGUUUCCAAUGUAAUUUGUUGUGAUUGUACAUGACAGCUUAUGAGGUCAGUUCAAUCCCCCUUUUUUAACA
Molecule: messenger RNA, 1432 nt
Organism: Hibiscus syriacus
Lineage: Eukaryota; Viridiplantae; Streptophyta; Magnoliopsida; Malvales; Malvaceae
Product: protein CHROMATIN REMODELING 20-like
Exons: 6
Coding region: 110-1231 (373 amino acids)
Cellular component (GO): nucleus
Molecular function (GO): ATP hydrolysis activity
Source: RefSeq, a predicted model, not a curated record